Molecule: messenger RNA, 5875 nt
Organism: Balaenoptera acutorostrata (minke whale)
Lineage: Eukaryota; Metazoa; Chordata; Mammalia; Artiodactyla; Balaenopteridae
Product: nuclear receptor ROR-alpha
Exons: 10
Coding region: 121-1527 (468 amino acids)
Biological process (GO): regulation of transcription by RNA polymerase II; negative regulation of inflammatory response
Cellular component (GO): nucleus
Molecular function (GO): nuclear receptor activity; zinc ion binding; RNA polymerase II cis-regulatory region sequence-specific DNA binding
Source: RefSeq, a predicted model, not a curated record
GGACGGGCAGCUGCGGCAGCUGCUGCUGUGGCUCAGGCGGCGGCGGCGCGGCGGCGGCGGCAGAGGGGGCUCCGGGGUCGGACCAUCCGCUCUCCCUGCGCUCUCCGCACCGCGGCUUAAAUGAUGUAUUUUGUGAUCGCAGCGAUGAAAGCUCAAAUUGAAAUUAUUCCAUGCAAGAUCUGUGGAGACAAAUCAUCAGGAAUCCAUUAUGGUGUCAUUACAUGUGAAGGCUGCAAGGGCUUUUUCAGGAGAAGUCAGCAAAGCAAUGCCACCUACUCCUGUCCUCGUCAGAAGAACUGUUUGAUUGAUCGAACCAGUAGAAACCGCUGCCAACACUGUCGAUUACAGAAAUGCCUUGCCGUGGGGAUGUCUCGAGAUGCUGUAAAAUUUGGCCGCAUGUCGAAAAAGCAACGAGACAGCUUGUACGCAGAAGUACAGAAACACCGGAUGCAGCAGCAGCAGCGAGACCACCAACAGCAGCCUGGAGAGGCCGAGCCGCUGACUCCCACCUACAGCAUCUCGGCCAACGGGCUCACGGAGCUUCACGACGACCUCAGCAGCUACAUCGACGGGCACACCCCCGAGGGCAGCAAGGCAGACUCUGCCGUCAGCAGCUUCUACCUGGACAUACAGCCUUCCCCGGACCAGUCAGGUCUUGAUAUCAACGGAAUCAAACCAGAACCAAUAUGUGACUACACACCAGCAUCAGGCUUCUUUCCCUACUGCUCUUUCACCAAUGGAGAGACGUCCCCAACUGUGUCCAUGGCAGAACUAGAACACCUUGCACAGAAUAUAUCUAAGUCACAUCUGGAAACUUGCCAAUACUUGAGAGAAGAGCUCCAGCAGAUAACGUGGCAGACCUUUCUGCAGGAGGAGAUUGAGAAUUACCAAAACAAGCAGCGGGAGGUAAUGUGGCAAUUGUGCGCCAUCAAAAUCACAGAAGCUAUACAGUAUGUGGUGGAGUUUGCCAAACGCAUUGACGGAUUUAUGGAACUGUGUCAAAACGAUCAAAUUGUGCUUCUCAAAGCAGGUUCUCUGGAGGUGGUAUUUAUCAGAAUGUGCCGUGCCUUUGACUCUCAGAACAAUACCGUGUACUUUGAUGGGAAAUAUGCUAGCCCCGACGUCUUCAAAUCCUUAGGUUGUGAAGACUUUAUUAGCUUUGUAUUUGAAUUUGGAAAGAGUUUAUGUUCUAUGCACCUGACUGAAGAUGAAAUUGCAUUGUUUUCUGCAUUUGUCCUGAUGUCAGCAGAUCGCUCAUGGCUGCAGGAAAAGGUAAAAAUUGAAAAGCUGCAACAGAAAAUUCAGCUAGCUCUUCAACACGUCCUACAGAAGAAUCACCGAGAAGAUGGAAUACUAACAAAGUUAAUAUGCAAGGUGUCUACAUUAAGAGCCUUAUGUGGACGACAUACAGAAAAGCUAAUGGCGUUUAAAGCAAUAUACCCAGACAUUGUGCGACUUCAUUUUCCUCCAUUAUACAAGGAAUUGUUCACUUCAGAAUUUGAGCCAGCAAUGCAGAUUGAUGGGUAAAUGUAUCACCUAAGCACUUCUAGAAUGUCUGAAGUCCAAACAAUGAAAAACAAACAAACAAACAAACAAAUUAACCGAGACACUUUAUGGCCCUGCACAGACCUGGAGCGCCAACACACUGCACAUCCUUUGGUGAUCGGGGUCAGGCAAAGGAGGGGAAACAAUGAAAACAAAUAAAAGUUGAACUUGUUUUUCUCAUGCAUAUGAUUUCCAUUAUGCCUACAGAUACGGACCCUUUUUCUGUCUCGACUUCUUGAUCAUUGACCUCUGUUUACAACAGAAGGCGGGUACUAAGGUCAGAGGAUGUCCUUUUUUUGUAGCUCACUGCCCACAGACUUUCUGCAUCUGUCGGUAACAACAGAGAGUCCAGCACUAAUCGGUGACUGGUGUGCAUAGCGGAGGUUGCGGCAUUACUUUGCACAACUUGCUGUUUGUCUCAUGAAGGAAGUUUUUAUUUUUUCACCGAUUAUUGCCAGUCAGCAGGAUGGCACGAAAAGGGUCCAUAGCACUAGCAACAAUAGCAUUAUAAUAUAUUACAGGGUAAAUGGGCAUGAAGACUAUAUAUAGCUAAAAGAGAUAUUGUUUAUAUAUUGUUUUAAUUAAUAUAAAAUGUAGUUACUGGUGUAGCUUUUCCUGUUGAAUUGAUAAGGCACUUUCAUUUUGCACCUUUUUUCUUUAAAUUAAAUGCUAGCGUGUUCACUGUCGUGUCGCAUGUGCACCAGAAACACAAGUUUAACUGAGAAGGCUUGGAAGGUACGUCGGGAGGUAUUUAUGCUGCUGUUUACACAAUUACUUUUAAAAGACUGGCUGGUCAUAUCUAGAAAUCACGCUGUUGGAUUAAUUUUUUUUUUUUUUUUUACACAUGAAUUUGGAAUUAGAAACAGAACUCUCCCUAAAUUGUACUUUGCUUUUGGGUCAGUUUAAGGAUAGAUGUGUUUAUGCUUCAUACAAAGUUGAGUGAUUGAUUGAUUGGUGCUGGGGACUUACACCCUCGUGCACAGUAUUUUUUCAAAGCUUUUGAAAAUGCCACCUCACUGAGGCAGGGGAAGGGAGGCUCAUUUUGCACAGCUGCGUAGUUAUAUGGACUCAGCCUCAACUUGGAGUUCUUAUGCUUUACGAACAGAUCAGUAACCAGAAUAUUUAUCAGAAUCUAGUUUUUAUUAGAAGAAGGACCCAAAGAUUAUAUCUGGAGCAAAUGCACACUCCCCAUGUGAAAACAUGAAGCAUUUACUUUGUGAAUGUUUAUGUUCUUGGUAUAAUCUAGGAACCCUGAGAGUUUAUCUCAGAGUGAAUGGUUUCUAGACUGCCUCUAGAUGGUGUCAUUCUAGAACACUGUGUUCUCCAUAUUUCAUAGUCGAUGGAUAGGAGGGCAAAGGAGGCGUGCGAUGUUGAACCAGUUUCUCUUAUUUAAAUAUUAACUAUUUUAAGCCUUUAAAGUGAAGUCGAUGCAAGCUGCAAACAUUUACUUUUGUAUUUAUCUUCACUAGAAAACUGUGGACUGUAAUUUAUUUUAUUAAAUCUUUAGAAGAUUGUUUGGCUUUUGUGUUCAGGUAAGAAAUAUUGAGUUGUUUUUGUUUAAUUUUGUGGCUUUUUUUUUUUUUUAAUAAUUCCCAGUGGGGGAAGGGAGAAGGAACAGUCUGAUAGACAAGUGUGCACAUUUUAAAAUAAGUGACCUUUGGGAAUGUAGGCAUUUAGAUGAUGAUUUUAGUCACACUCGGAGUGGGAUUCAAACUUCUGGUCUGCCAUCGAAGACCAUGUUUGUACAGAAAAGAGAACAUUUCCCAUAGUGUAAAGGUGGGAGUUUCCAAGCAGCCCUUUACAGCGAAGAAAGCAUCUCCCCUACCACCAGGGUCCCUCCCAAAUCUUCUGCAGGAAUUCGGCUCCUGCUGUCGUGCUGGGUCAUCAAGCACGAGUUUCCCAGAGCCUUCUACUCUGUUUUUAACUGCACUGGCUUUCUGACUUGUUUCCUGAGGGACUUGGAAACGGGGAAGGAAUUAUUCACACCGAAGUGUGUAUGAAGCCUAAAUGACAUCUAAAAAAUUGUUUUUUCAAAAAUAUAGUAAGGGUUUCGCCAUAAAUAGAAGACGAGAGUAAUACUUACUUAAAUUUCUUACAAGCAUAUAAAACUUUAUGUGACUUUAUAUAGAGAGGUAACUAUCAGCAUAUAGUAUUUAUAUUUGGGCAAGAAGGGUUAAAUCAAAUUUUUUAUUUAAAUAAGCAUAGUUCCUUGAAAGAUCAAUAGUAUUUAUACUCUGAAAAGAGUACCAAGCUUAGUUCGGUUAUUUAUUUAUCCUUUUUUUUUUUUUUCCUGUUGUUUCUCCUUUGGGGGGAAAUGGUGUGUUUUUAUUUUGGUUUUGGUUUGUUUUUUGUUUUUGUUUUUUGGUCAUUCUGAUUCACUAAAUUUGGGGAUGGUUUUAUUAAAGUCUAUUAACUUCUUUUUAACCAAAGCUUUCUGAAUAUGACCAGCCUCAGGUGCUAGCGCGUUAAAGAGCAACUAAACCUAAUUCCAGUGUCCAUUUGUGAAAUGAUGAGAGCUAAUUGAACUUCUCUGAGGGUGAGAGAGAACGCAACGUUGAACUUAAAUUCCUUUUCCCCGGAAAGGAUUUUGCAUGUACCUAAUGCAAAAAAAAAAAGCUCUAAUCUCAGUAAUAGUCACACCAUGGUGACAUUGCUUUUAGAGUAAACCAAGAUACAUUGACAUGAUGCUGCUACUAGGUCUUUGUGAAAGAAAAACAGGGUGUGAGACUUUAAGACUAAGUACAUCGACAGUGUAGGAACAGAGUAGAGAGUAAUAGAGGCGUGCUAGGUGAAAUGAGGGAACAACUAUUAUUCGGAUCGACGUUGGGAUCUGAAGUUAAACAAUAAUCUCUGUUGAAAAAAAUAUGAGGUACAGAGAAGGAUGUGAAAAACUUCGUAUUUUUAUUUUCUUCCUUAUUAUAGAAACACCUGUGUGAUGACACAAAAUACUUGGUGAUAUAGAACAAUUAUUAUUAAUCGUUCUUAUAAUUAAAAUUUCCUAAACUUAAAUGUGCAACAGUCUUUUAAAGAUUGGAAUCACAUCAUUGUUAUCCCGGCUGCUGUAAUGCCUUUUAUACAUUUUUUAACAUAGGGUAAAUAAGGCUUUUGCACAGAGCCUGAAUACCUUCGGUUACAGUGGUGUCCAAAUGAUUGCAUUAUAUUGUGAAGAAACUGGCCGUGGUCACAAUGAAAUCAAAAGUGCAGGUGAAAGUGCUUUUGGGGGCAGUUUGCAAAUUGUGGUUAAAGCUACGGAUUUUUUUUUUUAAGUGUUCAGCAUCCCAGUUUGCUUUAAAGGUGUGGGUUUUUAUUUUAAGUCUUCAGCAUCCUAAUUCACCCUUUCUAACUUAAAGAAAACACGACUUAAGACACUGCUUCUAAGUUUGGUUGUUCUUUAUAGUGUGGAUAUUCAGAUCUCUGUGAGUGUAUGGGGGUGGGCUGAGGGUCAGAUGAGGAGGGAGCGUGUGUGUGUGUGUGUGUGUUUAUGUCUGUGUGUAUGGUUUUCGUGUGUAUGAUGUGUGUGUGUCGAACCGCUUCUAGGCUACUAAGUGUCAAUGGAAAAGAAAAUGUAUUCAAAAUACUUAAAUCAAAACUAGAAGAUGGGGAAAAAAAAGAUUUAUUCUAUACAAAGCCUUGUCUGGACCACUUUAGAGAGACUUCUAUUUUUUUAACCCUUCUAUAAAUAUUUGAUGGCACUUGAAAUAUUCCUGCAAUAAAAUGUGAUUUGUGUAAAGGAAAAAAAAAAAAGAUUUUGUAAUGUGAAACAAAGAAAGAAAGUAAUGUAAUUUUCUAAAAAAAAAAAUACAAACAAACAAACUUUGUAUUAUUUUCUUGAUGGAAUUUGUCUAUCUGUCUUUGGAAAACUUUUUAUUUCAUUGAAUGUGCCAUUGUAGAAACACGUGUUUUUAGUUUUAGACUUAAGGAAUAACUGUUUGCGUUCCGACAUUCCAAAAUGCAAAACAACCUAGUAGAAUCUUUAAUGAAAAGGUUUAAGUAGGAUGUAAGCUUCUCUCAUUGUUGCUUUUUUGCACAUGUUCUUCAUUCCUCUCUAGUGCAAUAUGUACAUAGAGCACUUGCGGGUGUACCUUGAUCCCUCAGGGAAAAAUACAUAUUUGUACAGUUUUUUUUGGUUUUGUUUCUUGUUUUGUUUUUUUGUGGGUUUUUUUUGCCUUUUGUUUUUGGCUAAGGAAUGUCGACUGAAUCACUUGUUAUUGUUGAGGGGCAGCCAGAUAAUAAUCCUAAAGCCACUGUUUCAAACAUUGAUUGUUUAAAUCAUGUGUCCUUCCAGUGCUAUUAUUUGAAGAUAAUAAUAAUAAAAAGUUAUUUUCUGACA